Molecule: messenger RNA, 3984 nt
Organism: Echinops telfairi (small Madagascar hedgehog)
Lineage: Eukaryota; Metazoa; Chordata; Mammalia; Afrosoricida; Tenrecidae
Gene: PGAP4
Product: post-GPI attachment to proteins GalNAc transferase 4
Exons: 2
Coding region: 214-1425 (403 amino acids)
Biological process (GO): GPI anchor biosynthetic process
Cellular component (GO): Golgi membrane
Molecular function (GO): glycosyltransferase activity
Source: RefSeq, a predicted model, not a curated record
GGCAGCCGGACCACGCCGCUUCCGCUCCUCCGGCUCCGGAGAUGGCGCCUUCUUGGGGGUGAAGCGCCCCACCAGCUGGGGCGACACUGGCGGCGGCCCCCCGCGGUGCGCUGGGAACAGAGCCGCUCCCACUGGGGCCCUCUUGCUGCUGAUUGUGACCCAAGUUCCAGGAUGGUUUGCUCUCGGGACCAGACUUGACCAGAGGUUGCCCUCAUGAGCACAUCAGCCUCUCCAGCUGCCAUGCUCCUCCGGAGGCUGAGGCGACUCUCCUGGGGCAGCACCGCUGUCCAGCUCUUUAUCCUAACAGUGGUGACAUUUGGCCUGCUGGCCCCUCUGGCCUGUCAACGGCUUCUGCACUCUUACUUUUAUUUGCGCCACUGGCACCUGAACCAAAUGAGCCAGGAGUUCCUGCAGCAAAGCCUGAAGGAGGGCGAGGCUGCGCUGCACUACUUUGAGGAGCUGCCUUCCGCCAAUGGCUCCGUGCCCAUCGUGUGGCAGGCCACGCCGCGGCCCUGGCUGGUGAUUACCAUCAUCACCGUGGACCGGCAGCCUGGCUUCCACUACGUCCUGCAGGUGGUGUCGCACUUCCACCGGCUGCUGCAGCAGUGCGGCCCCCAGUGCGCCGGCUACCAGCUCUUCUUGUGCAACGUGGAGCGCAGCGUGAGCCACCUGGACGCCAAGCUGCUGUCCAAGUACGUCCCGGUGGCCAACCGCUACGAGGGCACCGAGGACGAUUACGGCGACGACCCUUCCACCAACUCCUUUGAGAAGGAGAAGCAGGACUACGCCUAUUGCCUGGAGUCCUCCCUGCAGACCUACAACCCGGACUACGUCCUGAUGGUGGAGGACGACGCCGUGCCGGAGGAGCAGAUCUUCCCCGUCCUGGAGCACCUGCUGCGGGCUCGCUUCGCCGAGCCCCACCUCCGGGACGCCCUCUAUCUCAAGCUCUAUCACCCCGAGAGGCUCCAGCAUUACAUCAACCCCGAGCCCAUGCGCAUCCUGGAGUGGGUCGGCGUGGGCAUGGUGCUGGGGCCCUUCCUGACCUGGAUGUACAUGCGGUUCGCCAGCCGACCGGCCUUCAGCUGGCCUGUGAUGCUCUUCUUCUCCCUGUACAGCAUGGGUCUGGUGGAACUUGUGGGGCGGCACUACUUCCUCGAGCUGCGCCGGCUGAGCCCUUCCUUGUACAACGUGGUCCCUGCCUCGGAGUGCUGCACCCCCGCCAUGCUCUUCCCUGCCCCGGCAGCCCGCCGGACCCUCACCUACCUGUCACAAGUGUACUGCCACCAGGGCUUUGGCAAGGACACGGCACUGUACUCGCUGUUGAGGGCCAAGGGGGAGCGGGCCUACGUGGUAGAGCCCAACCUGGUGAAGCACAUCGGGCUCUUCUCCAGCCUCCGGUACAACUUCCACCCGCGCCUGCUCUAGCGGCUGGAGCAAGGCCUUUCUAAAACGGGCCACGGCCUGGAGAUUCGAAUCGUGGGUUCUUUCCUUUGGCACAGUUGCUUGCACAUAGGUGAUUGUUUAAUGUUGCUCGGGAUAUAGGGGCCAGGACAGUCGGACAGUAUAUAAGCCAAGGACCUCAGCUGCCCCAGUCCCAGACCUCUGUCCCUCCACACAGCCACACUGCCUCACGCAGUCUGACCCACCCAAAGAGGAUGCAUUGAAAUGCCCCUUAUCUUCUCCCAUCGUCUUGAGUUCUCCUUUAUGAAAGAGCUUACAACUGCCAAAAAUCGUGUGCACGGUGAUGUCGUGAGGACCUUAGGAUUUGAAGGAUAGAGUUAGGUGAAAGGCAAGACCCUUUGGAAUUGGUUUCUUUCUCACUGGGCCUGAGAACAGAUACAUGUUUAGAAUCUAUGUCCCAAAAGGCGGUGAUAGGUUCCCUGUAUAUCUUUGGACUGCAGACUUAGCCGUGCUUCAAGGUAUUCAGUGCCCGGCAUCUUGGGGGCAGCUGAGCUGCCUGCCUUCUUUAAGCUGGCAUCAGUCACACACACGCAGACACACUUACAGUGUCCUGAUACCUAAGACUGUCAGUGAGCGCUUGAAGGCACAGAGUGAGCUGGAUGUGCCUUCUGAGUCAUGAAAGUCAGCUAGUGGUGAUGGUUCUGAGUGAUCUAAUAUUGAGUCGCUGUCAUAGUCCAAUGCUUUGAAACGGAACACUUCAAAAUGACCUGGGAUAGAUGAGCCUUUACUCAAAGCAUAUCCUUUCCCCUGACUAACGGGUCACCAUGAGGCUGGUCUGUGAAGUCAGAAGUCAUGAGCUGCCAUGUUCUAGGGGUGUCAUGUAACCUCUAGAACAAGUCACACAGUCACCCUGCGCCUCAGUCUCUUUACCUAUAAAACGGGGGCAGUAACGCCUACCUUUUCGAGUUGCCUUGAGGCUUAAAUAACAGAAGGUAUCUAAACCACGUAGCAAGCACUUGGCCCAAAGGGGAAGUUUGUUUGUUGUUUGUUUUUUCCCUCCAGUUUAAACAUAUUUAAACUUGAGUGUAUUUUGGAUAAAGGUAUGAGCAAUGCUGUUUAAAGUAUGAGAUCAAGCUCAGGGCUGACAUCUAUGUAGCCUCUGUUCCAGGCCAAACACUGCCUAGAAUAAAGGCUGGCUUUUCAUCGUGACUUCCUAAGGAUGUGUAGCUCAGCUUGGAUCUGGUCCCACCUUGAAACUAAGCCUCAAGGCAGAAAGACUCAAAGAGAAAAUGGUCCAAGAUUGCUCUUGAGCUCAUUCCAAGAUGCGCACCUGGGAAUGCCUUUAGAAACAAACGUCCUUUGGCAAUCGGUGUCAAACAAGUGGUCCACGGGUCCCUGAAGAAGAUGGAUGACGGUACUGGGGGGCUCACGCAGGUGCCCGGUUCAUUUCCAUGCCCCAUGUGCCAGUUGCUGGAAAAUCUUUCACUGCCAGGUUCCCACUUGGGAUCAGCUCAAGAACACUGAGGGGGUUAACGAGGAGGUUUAGCACCCAUCGUUUGUUUUUUCUGGUGAAGAAAUUGCGGCCCAGAGAGGUUAAAUGACUUCUCUAGUUUCAAACACCUCGGAGGCAGCAGCUCCAGGACUGGAAUGAAGCUCUUCUGACUCCCAGUCCCUGCUCUCGUUUCCUAACUGUUAGUUUUAGAAAUAUCUCUGUAAGCCCAGUCUCCACUGUCAAAUCUGAUCGUAGCCUGGGCUAGACAUGUCUGGAAGUGAAGAUGGUGGCGGCCCAUUGCCAUGUUGGUCUUGGGGGACAAACAGAAGUAUGUGUUGUGUCGUGACCGUGAACUGCUUUCUCUCUCUCCCCCGACGCCCCACCGAUCAGAGCUCCUGGGGGCUUCUCUGACCCCUCCCUCCCUCCUGUGUUCCUCUUCUCCCAGGAGCCAGUCCACCCCCCUGUUUUAGAACUGAGAUUAGAGUGUGUUACCUUGGUGAUUGACUAGGUCCCCUCAUGCAAGCAUUUGGGCCAGUGACGGAGAGCUGUGUCUCAGCGAGCCGGGCCCAGGACGGGAAUGCUUGCUGGUUUGGAUUUCUCUUCUUUCCAGUCCAGGUGCUUCCUGCAUGCAGACACCCCGUUCCCUGCCUCCCUCGCCCUGAGUGGCUAAGGCUGCCUUUUCCUUGUCCUAUUUCUCGACUAGGCACUAGGACGUCUUCCCCCACUUACCAUGAGUAGCUCUGCUGUCUUCUGACAUUAUUUCCAGAUACAAGCUCAGUUCUGUCCAUUUACCCCUGCUCGCCCCUAGGUCUUCCUCUUUUUAUUUAUUUUUUGGUCUUUUCCCCCCACCCCUUAAUCCUAGAGUCUAUUUUUGUGUGCUGCCCUGGUUUAGGGCAGCUGACAGCUUUACACCAAACUGAAGCCUUCAUUUGAACCAUAAGCAAGGGACCCAGAGGAGAACGACCAUCCCUUUCCCAUCUCGAUGCAGAGCAGAGGCUCUGGGUCCAGGUCACGUCUCUGAGUUUAAAUUGUACCAUGGCUGACUGUAUUUGUAUAAAUAGCAGAUAAAAUAAAAGCACCUGUUCCUGUAA